Molecule: messenger RNA, 5060 nt
Organism: Ahaetulla prasina
Lineage: Eukaryota; Metazoa; Chordata; Lepidosauria; Squamata; Colubridae
Gene: NEK9
Product: NIMA related kinase 9
Exons: 22
Coding region: 236-3130 (964 amino acids)
Biological process (GO): protein phosphorylation
Cellular component (GO): centrosome
Molecular function (GO): protein kinase activity; protein kinase binding; ATP binding
Source: RefSeq, a predicted model, not a curated record
GAAGCCGGCGAAAGGGGCAGUCCGGGGAAACUCUGGUGGCUCUCCCAGAUUGAGGCCGGGAAAGGGGUGCGCGCUUGCGCAGAGCCGGAGCUCUGGUGUAUUGGCGGCGGCGGCGGCAAUAAUAGCAGGAAGCCGCUCACCAUCAUCGCGUGAGGGGGGCCCGCGAUCCUUGGUCGCCGACGGGCCGCCUGCGCUCCCCUUUCUUAGCUCCUCGGGAAGCGGUCGCGGGGCAGCCAUGUCUCUGAAUCAAUAUGAGAGGCAUUACAACUCCAUCAACUCCGACUUCGGAAGCGAGUCGUCCAGUAGGAGCAGCUCCCGUCCUGGUUCGGGCUUGGGGGGCGAGCAGGAGGAAUUGCAUUACGCCCCUAUACGGGUUUUGGGUCGGGGGGCGUUCGGCGAGGCCACCCUGUAUCGCCGGACUGAGGACGAUUCACUUGUAGUAUGGAAGGAAGUGGAUCUUACCAGAUUGUCAGAAAAAGAGCGGCGUGAUGCUUUGAAUGAGAUUGUUAUUCUUGCUCUGUUGCAACAUGAUAAUAUCAUUGCUUAUUACAAUCAUUUCAUGGACAACACCACUUUGCUGAUUGAACUGGAGUACUGUAAUGGUGGAAAUCUCUAUGAUAAGAUCCUACGACAAAAAGAUACAUUGUUUGAAGAAGAGAUGGUAGUGUGGUACCUCUUUCAAAUUGCAUCAGCAGUGAGCUGUAUCCACAGAGAAGGAAUUCUUCACAGAGAUAUAAAGACCUUGAAUAUCUUCCUCACCAAAGCAAAUCUCAUAAAACUGGGGGACUAUGGCUUAGCAAAAAAAUUGAAUUCUGAGUAUUCCAUGGCUGAAACUUUGGUAGGAACUCCGUACUACAUGUCUCCAGAGCUCUGCCAGGGAGUAAAAUAUAAUUUCAAGUCUGACAUAUGGGCAGUUGGCUGUGUUGCUUUUGAGCUCCUUACCUUGAAGAGAACUUUUGAUGCAACAAAUCCCUUGAACCUCUGUGUGAAGAUUGUGCAAGGAAACCGGGCAAUGGAGGUUGAUUCCAGCAUGUACUCCGUGGAUCUCAUCCAAAUGGUGCAUUCCUGCCUUCAUCAGGAUCCAGAGAAGAGACCUACUGCUGAUGAGCUACUUGAGAGUCCAUUUAUCAAGAAACGCAGGAGGGAUAUGGAGGAAAAAGUUGCACUUCUUAAUGGCCCAAACAAACGCCCAAGAACAAGUACUAUGAAUGAAGCACCUAUUGCAGUGGUGACUUCACGCACUAGUGAAGUAUAUGUAUGGGGAGGUGGAAAGUCCACUCCUCAGAAGCUGGAUGUUAUUAAAAAUGGCUGCAGUGCACGGCAGGUCUGUGCAGGAAACACUCACUUUGCAGUGGUAACAGUGGAGAAAGAGCUCUAUACUUGGGUGAACAUGCAGGGAGGCACUAAACUACAUGGCCAAUUGGGACAUGGAGAUAAAGCUUCGUAUCGGCAGCCUAAGCAUGUGGAAAAAUUGCAGGGCAAAGCUAUUCGUCAAGUAUCGUGUGGGGAUGACUUUACAAUCUGCAUUACAGAUGAAGGUCAAGCUUUUGCCUUUGGUUCAGAUUACUAUGGCUGCAUUGGCAUUGACAAGGCUUUUGGGUCUGAGGUCCUGGAGCCCCGGCAGAUCAAUUUUUUUUUCAGUAAUCCGGUGGAACAGGUUUCCUGUGGAGAUAAUCAUGUGGCAGUGCUGACACGAAAUCAUGAGGUCUACACAUGGGGCUGUGGAGAAUAUGGUCGCUUGGGUUUGGAUUCAGAAGAGGAUUACUCCAUCCCACAAAAGGUAGAAAUUCAAAAGACUUCCAAUAUUGUCUCAGUCCAGUGUGGCAGUGAUGGAACCUUUCUCCUCACACAAGCUGGCAAGGUGUUGGCCUGUGGUCUGAAUGAAUUCAACAAGCUAGGCCUGAACCAAUGCACUUCAGGGAUUAUUAAUCAUGAUGCUUAUCAAGAAAUCCCAUAUGCUACGACUUUUACUUUGGCCAAGAAACUCUCUUUCUACAAAAUUCGCACUAUUGCCCCAGGAAAGACACAUACUGCUGCCAUCGAUGAGCGGGGUCGUCUGCUUACUUUUGGCUCCAAUAAGUGUGGACAGUUGGGUGUUGGGGAUUAUAAGAAGCACCUAGGCAUUAAUUUACUAGGAGGGCCCCUUGGGGGAAAACAGGUCAUCAGAGUUUCCUGUGGUGAUGAGUUCACCAUAGCUGCUACUGAUGAUAACCAUAUAUUUGCAUGGGGUAAUGGAGGGAAUGGCCGUUUAGCAAUGACACCAACAGAGAGAGCUCACAGUUCUGAUAUUUGUACAUCAUGGCCUCGGCCCAUUUUUGGCUCCUUGCAUUAUGUUCCAGAUUUAUCUUGUCGUGGAUGGCAUACCAUAAUAAUUGUUGAAAAAGUUAUAAAUUCUAAAACCAUCCUUCGCUCCAGUAGCAGUGGCCUGUCCAUUGGGACUGUGGCACAGGGUUCUACAGCUGAAUCAAAUGAGGAAGAAGAAACUGAACAGGAUUCUGAGAGCCCUGAUAAUAGCAGAGGCUUCCGGAGAACUAUGGAAGCAGAUUGCGGAAUGGGAGAGCAGAUCAGCACCACAGAAGUAGCUGUAGAUAGCAGUGCUGCUAGCAGCUCCUGUCCUAGUUGGCUGCGUAAGGAGCUGGAGAAUGCAGAGUUCAUCCCAAUGCCCCAAACCCCUUCUCUUGAAAGCUUAGCCUCUUCCAGAUCUGACAAAGAAACUUUUCCCUACAAUGAACUAAAAGGACUCCAUAUGCCUUCGCCCACACCAGUUGACAUUAACGAAUCCAAAUCAGAAUCUUGGCAGCUAGUCUUGGAUUCAACAGAAUCCUGUGAUAGAGGGAAAUUGCCUGUGGCAUCAUCUGAAUGUAAAUGCAGUUUUCUGCAGGCUGAAGUGGAACGUCUGAGUGGCUUAAUAUCAAAGUGCUUGGCAGAUCAAGAAAAAUUACAACAAGAAACUGCCUGUCUUAAUGCCCAGCUGCAGGUUCUCUCUAGGAGACAAGGAACACACCAGCUGGAAUCUCAUUCCAAAGCUACACAAACAUCCAAAGAAGAGAUGGAAUCAGAUCCAAAGCCUGACUUGGAUUCUGAAUCCUGGUGUCUCCUUGGAACUGACUCAUGCCGCUUUAGCCUGUAGUCUUUAUAUCCUGGAACCUAUUCAUUUUCACACAACAUUAACUACAUGUAGAGAACAGCUUUCCUAGAUUCAGGUCCUUCGUUAACAAUGAAGUCAAGAGUCUCUAUAGCCUCCACGUAUGCAAGAGAGGAAGCACUGCCUUAAGCUAUGAAACUAGGAGGGGAUUUAGAGAGAGUGUGAACAGUUAAAUUCAAACCAAUGUCUGUGCAGGUAUGACAAAGGUGAGUUCUCUCAGUGUAUUGUUGAGUCGGUAACACUGUUCCCAGGAAUGGUUCCAGCAGCAGCACUUCGUUUACUUCCUAACUUUUAAACAACAGCAUUGAAUGCAACCGUAUUCACUUCAUCUUCAAGCAGUUCAAAGAUGAACAAUUAUUGAAAAGAGAAAGCCAGCAAACACCUACAUUGACAGUAAAAUUGAAUGCUCUGAGUUACUUUUAGCUGAUAAAGUUAAAGGAGAAGCAUCUUAGCCUCUAAGAAUGAAGUUUGAAGAAGGCGAAAUAUUAAAAAAAAGUGGAUGAAAGCAUCCCAAGAGAAAAAAAAAACAAGUUUCUAUUUAUAUUCAUUUCUAAACACAUAUACAUGAAUCUGCAGAUAACUUAUUUAUAGUUUUAGGGAUGUUGGAGAAGGACAUCAAGCACCCCUUUUUUUUCAUUGCCGUUAGGCAUUGUUCAAAUGCAAAAGAACUGGCUGAACUCUUUCAGCCGCUCUAAAUCUCUAGCUCUAGAACUCAACAAGCACUGCUUUUGAUGUCAGACAGAGUGAUUGGAAUUUGAAAUCAGACACAUUUAUGACUUGACUCAUAUUAUUCAGUUAUUGGCCUGAAUUCCAAUAAGAACUAUGGAAAACCUCUUCUUUUUGCCCUAAAUCAGUAUUUUUGCUUCCUUUCAAUACUUAAUGAAACUGGACUUAAACAUUGCUUUUAACAAAGUAUGUGCAUCAGAUAUAGUGGUCACAAUCAAUUAUCAUACAUCACUUCAGAACUACUUCUCUAGUAUUAUUACUAAACUAUGCAUGAAAUUUUUUGAAGGUAUGUUGCUUUGUUUUUCACAUUUAAAAAUGAAAUUGAUAUUUUUAUUAAUUGGAUUACUUCACUAUCUACUCCUUUGGCAUACAUAUAAUUUCUAAGAACUAUUUCUGCAUUUCUUUUUACAAUAGUAUGGGGUUUUAUUACAGCUUAACUAUAACUUUUAGAAAAAGUUCUUUUGUAUGCUUGUGUCCCAUUAUUUUAUUUGGUAGACCCUUGAUUUUAAUUUCAACUUCUGAUAUAUCUCCAACAUCUCUUACAUAUUCUAUAAUUUUAUCAGACUGAGAAAAGGAGAAGGGAAAGAGUGUUAAACCAAAAUUUGGUCUGUUAAAUAUUUUAGAUCAUUGUGCCAUUUGGUUGAUUUCUUGCCCUCCAAAAAUUACUGAAGUUUUUUUCACCCCAUAUGAAAAUACUGUUUCAUCAACAGAGGUUGUCUUUUUAUUAAAAAAAAAUGUUGGGGCUACAUCUAGUAAAAAAAAAAACAUGGAGCAGAUGAGAAUCACUAUUUUGCAGAGCACUGUUUUUAUUUCUCUGCUCUGGAAUACUAACUCACUGUACUGAGUGGUGAUCCGUCAGCAAUACAUGUGUGCCUUUAAAUAUAACACUGUCCAAGUUGUGCCUGUUACAGAUCCUGAUAUAUGCCCCAGCCCUGCUAUGCAACCAAAGCAGAGAUUUUGUCCCACCUAAAGGAUGAAGGGAAAAGGCCAAAGUAUUUUUUAGAAGUCUGUUUCCCUUCUCCCUUUUUUAGCAGGGCUAGUUCUUAAAUGACGGUUACUUACUAGCAUUGCUGUUGAUCUAUUAUAUUGAAAUACAAUGUAUGAAAACUAUUUUGUUGUAAUCUGUUUUUCUAAAAUGCAAUAGUGGAAUGGUUUGAUGUUUUUUGUUUCAAUAAAUUUUGACACUCAA